CACAUAAAUUGAAGUGUGAAAUGGCAGAGGAAGUGAUGAACAACAAACAAAUCAUUCUAAAACAUUAUGUGGAAGGUUACUCUAAGGAAUCUGAUAUGGAAUUUAAGAAUAACAACAUUAAAUUGAAUGUUCCAGAAGGUUCUAAUGUUGUUGUUUUGAAGAAUCUUUACUUGUCUUGUGACCCUUACAUGCGUUCACGUAUGAGUAAACUUGAGGGUAGCUAUGUUCAGUCCUUCACUCCUGGCUCUCCUAUCACAGGAUGUGGAGUGGCUAAAGUUUUGAAGUCUGGUGAUUCAAAUUUUCAAGAAGGUGAUUUAGUUUGGGGAAUGAUUGGAUGGGAGGAGUAUAGUAUUGUAAAUGCUACUCAGAGUUCUCUGUUUAAAAUUCAUGACAAGAAUGUACCUCUUUCUUACUAUACAGGAAUCCUUGGAAUGCCUGGGAUGACAGCUUAUGUUGGUUUUUAUGAGAUUUGCUCUCCGAAGAAGGGAGAAACCGUGUAUGUUUCUGCUGCUUCCGGAGCAGUUGGUCAGCUUGUUGGCCAAUUUGCGAAGAUGUUAGGUUGUUAUGUUGUUGGUAGUGCUGGAACCAAAGAAAAGGUUGAUCUGUUGAAGAACAAAUUCGGUUUUGAUGAAGCUUUUAACUACAAAGAGGAGAAGGAUUUAGUUGCAGCUUUGAAGAGGUACUUUCCUAACGGAAUUGACAUAUACUUUGAGAAUGUCGGAGGGAAGAUGCUUGAUGCAGUUCUUAUGAAUAUGAAACUUCAUGGUCGGAUUGCUGUGUGUGGGAUGAUCUCACAGUACAACCUUGAGAAGACGGAAGGAGUUCACAACUUGUUCUGCCUCAUCACAAAACGAAUCCGGAUGGAGGGUUUUCUUGUUUCUGAUCACUAUCAUCUCUACCCCAAGUACUUGGAAAUGAUCAUUCCACAAAUAAAGGCCGGUAACGUUGUGUAUGUGGAAGACAUAGCUGAAGGUCUCGAAAACGCUCCCAAGGCUCUAGUUGGUCUCUUCUAUGGUCGCAAUGUUGGAAAGCAACUUGUUAGGGUUUCACGUGAAUGAAUGGAUUCGACUCCUUUCCAUUUCCUGAUCAAGUUCUUAGUUGUGGUAGGAGACAUGUGUUAUAUGGUUAAAAAAUAAUGUUUGAGAUCUACAUGAAUAUUUUGCUAUAUUGUAUCUUAAUCAUGAAAACCUGAGUUUUGUGAAGCAAUUAUGAUGAGACCAAUGUUAUAAUUAAUGGUUGAACCCAUCAAUGAUAAGCUAAAGUUGGCGUUAACUUUCA
Molecule: messenger RNA, 1278 nt
Organism: Solanum pennellii
Lineage: Eukaryota; Viridiplantae; Streptophyta; Magnoliopsida; Solanales; Solanaceae
Product: 2-alkenal reductase (NADP(+)-dependent)-like
Exons: 5
Coding region: 21-1058 (345 amino acids)
Molecular function (GO): 2-alkenal reductase [NAD(P)H] activity
Source: RefSeq, a predicted model, not a curated record